AUGCCAGUCACAAGAAGUCAAUCGGGGACUCAAGUGAGUCAAGUCAACCACGAUCCAAGCUCAGCGCAAGAGGAUAGUGAAAUCACCAGAAAGAGCCUCGAACAGGAACAAGCGACGAAAGGCUCGUUCAUUGAAUGGUUUGAUCUCGACUAUUCCGACAAUUCAAUCCUAAAGCAGACCGACUGGAAGCUCAUCCUCAAGGAAGUGCGGAAAGUCGACGGCUGUCGCCAAAUCACAUGGACAAACCCCGUGGAAAAUGGCCAGAGACUGUGGAUUAUCAUACGUAAGAUUAAAAUCAGACUCCUUCCAGACAAAUCUAACGCGAUGGUCAAAGAUUGGCGGCGAAGGGCUCAGCGAGACGUGUUUCGCCAGUCGGAUGCAAUGACACAAACCAUGAAAGAAAUCAUCUUUUCACCAAAUCCAGAUUCCCACAGCAAAGCUCUUUCAAUUUAUCGGUAUAUUUAUGCCUCUGCAAAAUUCAUCCUGGAUUGCUUCUCCAAACCCAAUCGUCCUGACAUGGUCUAUGAGGUCUGGACGGUGUAUUUUCCAGUUGAGGUUAUUGUUGCUUUGUUAGAUUCCGAUCCCCUUUACAAAUUUCCGAGGAUGGUCAACUACCGCUCUCAUCCUUACGCAUCAGAAGAUCCUAUCGGCGCGGUUUUGGCACAGGUCACUGCCUUUGUGGCAGGUGAAGUCGAAUACAAAGGGAGACGCUGUAAACGGAUUGCGUGGUUCAUGAACUGGAAAUCAACCGGAGAGGAGAAGACAUACAAAGGGACAGAGUAUGACAGGAAAGAGAAUGGACAAGGGUCGACGGUGAUGGAAUCUUUCAUUGAGAAGCUACAUGGUCUUGGGAUGGUGGGAUAUGAAUCCUGUCAUGCUAAGUUUCAGGAAAUUAAACAUUGGAGUUAG
Penicillium bovifimosum is the source of this 909-nucleotide messenger RNA. RefSeq lists its product as uncharacterized. The coding region runs from base 1 to 909 and encodes 302 amino acids. NCBI's taxonomy places the organism in Eukaryota, Fungi, Ascomycota, Eurotiomycetes, Eurotiales, Aspergillaceae. The transcript has a single exon. The record is from RefSeq and is a predicted model, not a curated record.